GCUCAAGGAAACGUCGUCGGCGGGUUGUCGCCUUCUUUGGUUCGUCAGUAAUAAGCACUAGUGUCCGUCCCAUCGUAUGUCGAAUCGAAAAUUUUGCAGUAGCGUUUUCUCGAAAAGAAAUCCACAAUUCGUUCGGUGCAGUCAGAAAAUUCGAAUCGUCGGGCGGUUCGUCGGUAUUCGCUGGAUAACGUUAAUUGAAUCUGCAACCAAUAAGAUAAAGUAAAAGUAUGUGCGCUAUUUUGGAACCGACAGGAACAGCAGCGGUGUGAAAAUUAUCGCCAAUUAUUUUUGUCUCGCUAAACUCCAUCGUCAACCUCUAUAUGGUGGGGUGCAAAACCCUCAGAAGUCGGAUUUCAAAGUGAAUUUUCCUUAUUAUUAUUUAUGGCAGAUUAAAUCUUCUGAGAUGAGCAGUACACGACGUACUGUGCAGGUGUAAAUUCGUUCGUCAAAUGAUCUGUCAUCUGAUCUGAUCUGGAGGUUGGGGGGUUGUGAUCUUUCGAUUGAAUGCCCGAGAGCAAAUCGACCAUCAUCGGACACGGGAUUCCCUGCCUGCUUGCUACCCUACUACUGGUUUAGUAGAUUGUUCAAUCUACAUAUAGCUCUAAACCUAAGUACAUACAUAUAUGGCACCAUGGAACAUCGACCAUUCGUUGCAGCAUCUCGUACAUUGACGAUGGCAAAAAUGAUGUGGCCAGUUAAUGUUUCUAACGGCGACAUCACGUUGAAUUCGUGUUACCACCAGCUGACUUCUGCUACAACUGCAACGAACGGCGGCGCCUUGCCACUGAAAGCCUACAAAGCAUGGAUGUAAUUAUUCACGAAUCGGAUAAUGGAACAUCAGAGGCAAACAACGAGAGCGAAAAAUUUCUCAACGCGUCGUCACCAACGUUUUUGCUGCCACCUUUGGCUUCCACCACGUCUAUACCGGCUUCUUCCGUCACAACAACCGUACACAAUCAAUAUCACCAAAACCACCACCACCAGCAGAAGCAGCUUGCUUGGGACCGAGGGGACCUUCUGGCCUCGUCAGCUGAUUUUCGUACGCCAAACGCCACGAGCACAGUCGUUGGACCGGCUGUCACUUCGCCAUCGAAAGCGAAAGCGUUCGUCUGUGACCUAGAUCUGAGUGCGCCGAUAAUAGGCGCUAAGAAAGAUCGUCCCUAUCAUCAUCAUCUGCUGCACCAGCACUAUCUCCACCAUCAUCACCAGUACAACGAUCUGCAAAUUCAGCUGACCCGGUCGGCUUCCCGGAACGCCAAAUCCCCGACGAAAAACUCCGAGGACGAUUUUGCCACCGGUAGCAACAGCAGAACCACUGCUAGUGAUAUCGAUAUGCGGUCCGACUAUUGCUUCUACCGGUUUCAGCGGUUCAUCUCGCGUAACCCACUGCUCAACUAUCUGCUGCCGAUUUGCGUAAUCGCGGUGCUCGUGUUUGUGAUCUACACCUUCCGGGAUACGGCGAAAAACAUGCUGUUCUGGAUCGAAACGCAAAACUCGUGGAUCGUGUUCGUGAUCUUUCUGUGUUUGUUCACGAUCGUGAGCUUCCCGGUGACAGUGGGCUACCUGGUGUUGAUCAUCAGCAGCGGUUAUCUGUUCGGGUUCAUUAAGGGCCUACUGACAGUGAUUAUCGGUGCUAAUCUGGGAGUGGCGAUCGCACACAACACCAUCAAGGGCCUGCAGUCGAAGCUGCCGAUGCACAAAUUAAUAAGAAACGAAACCGGUCGUGCCAUCCUGCGGGUUAUUUCGGGACCACGAGCCUUCAAAAUAGUAUUAUUUGCCAGACUGACGCCGAUUCCCUUCGGACUGCAAAACACCAUCUUCGGGAUCAGUGCGGUCAACUCGCGCAGCUACCAUACCGGUACGGUCAUCGGGCUGCUGCCGGCCCAAACGAUCAACGUCUAUUUGGGCUCGAAGCUGCGAUCGAUCCACGAGGUGCUCAACGAUCACAAUGCUGCCCUUGGCCUGGCCGGCUACGGGGUAUUUGUGGUUGAGGUUAUUGUUGGUGCUGCCCUAAUGGUGUGGGUUAUUCAGAAGGCGCGGACGGAACUCUCUGCUGCGCUCCUAUCGGACAUGGAUUCGGACGAAAAGAUUCUGAUCGAAAUCGAAGCGUAGGAUUGGACCCAUCAUCGGAAGAUAAUCAAGGGAAAUUCGUUGUCCCAGAAUAGUUGUGUAUAGUCUAUAUGGAUUGUUAAGUUUAGAAUAGAGUAACCAAACAAUGGAACGAAUGGUUUUAUGAUAUUAAGUUUCGGAAAAGGUGCGAUUAGCGAUGGUUUUUUGUUCCUAUGAAACUAACGAAAGACGAGAAGCUGGAAUGUGUUAAUGGUUUACAAAGAUCUGUAUGUAAAUAUUGAAAAAAAAUUCAACCAAAUUCCGAUUCUCGCUCCAAACGCAGCUCUAAUCUAAACUUUUGUUCGUACCAUUGAAGAACAACCGUCCAAACUUGCUUUAAAAACCGAUAUUUUCCACCUCGUUUUUUACACAAACAAGUUUUACUGAAAAAAAAUAGAUGCAUUCGCGCAUUCGAAAGCAAGCAAAUUAGUACAGAGAGAGUAGAGAUAGAGUGUGCAAUAGACUAGUUCACUUUUCGGCUUUUUUCGCUGAUCACAACGCCACUUACAGGGUUUGAUCCUCAUUCAUUUUCAAGAACUCUGGCCGAAUUUGAGCUCAUUUGAGUAAGUUUCCAGCGUGCGCUAGAAGUUUUAUUGAAAAAAGUCCAUUUUUCUGGAAAAUUUUCGUAGAUGUGUUCUAGCAAGCUGUUGUUAAUAUAAAAUGAUAAUUUUAUAGUGCUCGGUGAUUGGUAUGACAAGCAUUCGUAUGGACCUGUUUUAGAUAGUUGACUACCCGAAUACGAAAAUAUUGUAACAUAACGGUUCCUGUUGUAGUUAUAAAACGUUUAGAAACAGUGUAAAAAAACGUUUAGAAAAUUAUAUCUGAAACCAUAAAAAACAUUGCACUUAUCUUGAAUUCCAAAACGACGGUCUGUUGAAUAUGGCGUUAAGUUAUGUUACUGUUUAAAACUGUUAAAACAAUUGUAUGGGGAGACUGUUCUACAAACAGUUAAGAUAAAAUCUAAAAAUCGCUUACGGAAACGUAUUUAGAGCAUUAAACUGUUAUUGUUAAAGUAUUCCAAAAAGUACUCUUGUAAUUCAACUUUUACAGUAACAGUUACGAAAAAAAUUAUGAAACGUUCCUCCAACGUUAUACUGAUGGUCAUGAGAACCGUACGCGAUAAUGGCGGACGCACUAAAGGGGAAAAAAUUUUGGAUUUUCGGAUUUCACAUUAAGUAAUUCAUUUUCAGUAUACAUUUUUAUUUAUUUUUAUAUUUAAACUUACUUUUAAGGCAUGAAGGGUUUGUUUUUUAUUAAUUCUUUGACCCAGAUUCCUUAGUUACAUGGUGGAUAAAGUGAACAAUUUAUGUCCAAGUAAAGUCCGAAAUCUCUGCGGUGCCAUAGCGCCACCCACGAGGGAAAUCCCCCCGGCGGCGUACUAGAGCUGCAAAAGAAAGCAGCAUCGCUGACACUGAAAUGAAAGAUAAAAAAACAUCAAUUCGGUAUCGAAUUUUGAAUACGGCGAAUGCGCCAACUGUAAACAAAUCCAGAUAAUCACAUAAAUGUGUUAAACUAUUCAUUUUACAUCCGAAAAUAUGAUCUCCUUUCAAUUUUUCUUAUUUUAGUGAAGUUAAAUUUAAUUUUUUAAAUAAGGCGAAUAGCUUUUUUUAUGAGUGUGUAAUCCCACAGUUCAUUCGCCCAUUUCCUCUCAAAAUUUCGUCGCGAACAAAAGGGCCAAUAGUUAUUUCGAGAUGGAAAAAGGGCAUUGAAGUUUUCGAAAAAAAAAUUUCCAUGACGAGGAGAUGCACAAAUCAGUAUUUAUAAGAUCGUUGAAUGUGCUAAUGUGUUAACGUGAUCAUUUGGACCCGCUUUUAAGCCGAAAUUUGCUUGAAUAUUGCUUCUUUAAUGAGUGAUCCAAAAGGCGAAUAGUCAUUCUGCAAUUCAAAAGGGCACUCCAAUUUGGCGAAUGAACAAAAUGAGAGCACCAGUCUGUGGUAAAAGGGCCCACAGUUACAUUUAUUAAUUUUUUGUGGUAAUUAGUACGGAAAAGCUAUAUUUAUCGAUCGGGUGUUGAAAUUAAACCAAUUUGAAAGCAUUUUAGCGACUUCUUUAGGAAAAUGAUUGUACGCAGCUAAAUAGGAAAUUGAUUUUAUUUUCUGAAACUUGGAAUGCGUUUUUCUCAAAACAAAGGUCUUGGCGCAUUCGCCGUAUUCAAAAUUUGAUACCGAAUUAGAUGUUCACAUAUACGCAGCUAGAUACACAUUUGCCUACCCAAUAAGCAGCAGGUGAAAACAGGUAAAACAUAAUUCAACUUACCUGAAAAACUGAAUUUUUCAGCCUUACUGCUGGGCUGCACUUCCGGCACCCGAUGUGCCUGCUUUCCGGUACGUUGAACCGAAACAUUCACCGAAAUUCCUCCCGAAAUUGCUGCGGCAGCAAUUCCACCAGCAAAUCGUUUUUAAAUUUCUUUUUCAUCUCUUCUUCUUUUCCAAACUGCUAGCGUGUCAUGACAGCUGUCAUCAGAGGUGCCAGAUGUCCUGAUAAAUCAGGGUUUGUCCUGAUUUUCAAAAGACCGUCGUGAUUUUUUGAAUGUACUGAAUUGUUUUGAUGUUGAAAUAAAAUAUUUAAAUUGUUAUUGCAUUUAGUACAACCAUCAGGAUAUCGAACAGAUCUGUUUUAAUCUUCAGAUUCAGAUGAUAUUCAAAUGAGUUUUUCAUAUAAACUGCAGUCCAGCCAAUAUUCUACUUACCUCUGUUACAUCAAUUAAGGCGAGUACAGUACCUUUAUUUUUCCUUUAUUUACGCAAUUUAAUCAAAAUUUGUAUGUAUCCUGAAAAUCCUGAAAUUUUUCUUCAUGGUCCUAUUAGGUCGGGCAAAUAGCAAUCGCUGCAGAUUUUGUUUUUACUUUUUGGCAGAAAACUGAGCACUUUUGGAAAAGAUUUAACCCGAACUAUAAUUUAUAACUGACAGGCUCAUGACUCCUAAUAAUAAACAUUAAAAAUUGAAGGGUUGUAACCGUUUAUUAAAAAAACUCGCACCGGAACCAAACAAAAUCAACAAAACUAUUGUUUUAAAGAUGAAACAUGCUCAGUUUAGUGAAACUUGUUAAUCUGUCCAAUGUAAAACUCUCUCAUGAAUUCGGGCUGAGUUUUCUUUUUUCAAACCAUCUGGCAUCUCUGACCCGCAUUUCGGUAAUUUUUGACGUGAGUUUGACACACGACAUGAACGCUAAGCGUUAUGGUACGAGAACAGUUUAACGAUUAUUGAUAAAAUUAAAGUAAAUCGUUAAACAAUCCAUUCACCUUUCCAGAAACCAUCACUAUUCACAUGAACGUUCGUUUUAUUUUCUAAUCGUUGUCGAAGUAAAGUUUUAAAUUAUAGCUACGUUUACGGAGACAAUAACUUUUUCUGGGACCGUGGAUGUAUCGUAUUGACUAUUUGUAAUAUAGUUUUUUAGUAUGCGGGUAAAUCAAACCGAAAAAAUUUAAAAAUUUAUAAACUACCAACUUUUACAGAAAAUUUACUUACAAGUUAAGAGCUUAAAAUCAGUAGUAAAUAGAAAAAAAAUAUUUUCGAUAUAAACUUUUCAUAAAAAGAUAACCUUAUUUAUAACCUUUAAUUUGAUGUAUAACACUUAAUGAUCGCAACAGUACAAGCAAAGAUAUUCAAACAUUCACAUCACAUUCUUUGAAUCAUAAUGUUGUCUCCAUUCAAGUUUUAGCAUCAUGCAACCAGCAAAACGUGGCAUCAAGAGGACUUGCUUACAACUUGAUCAAAGCGCGCGCUUUUUUUAACUCCUGGCCCCGUCAUGGGGUACUUGAUUGAAUAAAAUAUCCUUUCUUGUGCACAAGUUGGUGUGGAGCAAACUUGAAUGAAAAAUAUUUUAUCAAAUCAAAUUUGUUGCAUAGAUAAUUGAAUAACUUUGCUAGCACUCUUGCGAUCAUUAAGUGUUAUACAUCAAAUUAAAGGUUAUAACUAAGGCUAUCUUUUUAUGAAAAGUUUAUAUCGAAAAUAUUUUUUUUCUAUUUACUACUGAUUUUAAGCUCUCAACUUGUAAGUAAAUUUUCUGUAAAAGUUGGUAGUUUAUGAAUUUUUAAAUUUUUUCGGUUUGAUUUAGUCAAUUAUCUAAAACAGAUCCAUACGAAUGCUUGUCAUACCAAUCACCGAGCACUGUAAAAUUAUCAUUUUAUAUUAACAACAGCUUGCUAGAACACAUCUACGGAAAUUUUCCAGAAAAAUGGACUUUUUUCAAUAAAACUCCUAGCGCAGGCUGGAAACUUACUCAAAUGAGCUCAAAUUUGGCCAGAGUACUUGAAAAUGAAUGAGGAUCAAACCCUGUAAGUGGCGUUGUGAUCAGUGAAAAAAGCCGAAAAGUGAACUAGUCUAGUGUGCAAACUGAUUAGUCAGUCAUUCGGGUCGAAUUUGCAUAAAUUACCAGAUUGUCGAUGUCCGUUUGCCGCCUUCGGUCUCGAAUAUUUAAUGUUGAUAAAAAAUGUUGAUCAUUCACAACCAAACAUACAGCAGUACAAAAGAACAAUAUAAUAUAUACACUCACAGAUACACAGACGACAUUUUUAACAGCGUUUCAGUCACACCGAAUAGAUACAGAUUACAAAAAAGGGUCAUUUUUGGAUAUGGUUUAUAGUUUUAAUCCUUUUCAACGAAAAACGAAAAUAGGGCGCUAGAAGAGUCGAGCGACUGAUAGUUAGCAAGAUAAUAAAUUAUUGUACGCGAAUUGUUUACUAAACUAUUUUCUACCUACAUUUGUUUGGCGUAAUCGCUCCAAAAUGUUUUCCAUAUUCAAUGUGAUAAUCUAAGUGACACUAUAAAACAAACACAAGAAAAAUAUCGCUGCGAUGAAGCCAUUAUAUUCGAAGUAAGUUAUUUAGUAGCAGCAUUUUAAAUGUAACCCUCUAUUUCUUAUUAUUUAUUUGUAAAGUGUUUUUGCUCUGUACAUAUUUUAGGUAAGCGUUCACCGUUUCUAGGUGUGUAACAACAACAUUUCUCUUAUGAAGAAAACUAUUUAUGUAAGGAUAUUGACUAAAAGACUAUGAAAAUCAAGAAUUCGAAUACAGAUGAUAUGAAUUGGAACCAUCA
Messenger RNA from Uranotaenia lowii, 7145 nucleotides. Its product is annotated as transmembrane protein 64-like. Bases 802 to 2112 code for a protein of 436 amino acids. The record is from RefSeq and is a predicted model, not a curated record. Lineage: Eukaryota; Metazoa; Arthropoda; Insecta; Diptera; Culicidae. The transcript has 5 exons.